Leucoraja erinaceus (little skate) is the source of this 5026-nucleotide messenger RNA. RefSeq names its product phospholipase C, gamma 1 (gene plcg1). Gene Ontology annotation, molecular function: protein binding; phosphatidylinositol-4,5-bisphosphate phospholipase C activity. The transcript has 32 exons. The record is from RefSeq and is a predicted model, not a curated record. Lineage: Eukaryota; Metazoa; Chordata; Chondrichthyes; Rajiformes; Rajidae. The coding region runs from base 681 to 4556 and encodes 1291 amino acids. Gene Ontology annotation, biological process: phospholipid catabolic process; positive regulation of epithelial cell migration; phosphatidylinositol-mediated signaling.
GGAGAGAGGGAAGGGGAGGAGAGGGGGAAGGGUGUAAAAGCCUCGCAUUUUUGUGUAUCCUGGGGCCUGAGUUUUUCAACCCAAAAAAAAUGCAGACUGCCUGCAACAAAAGCAGCACUUGGAAGGAGCAGCGACGCCAGGACUCUUGGCAAGGAAGCCGUUUGUGUUAAAUAAAUGGAUGCGGUGCGUUCGACAAUAGAGAGCGAUAGAAGAAAGAUCACCCGUGAUUUCCAGACGGCUUGGUUGGUGGGCAGAGUGAAAUGUGAAAUCAACAAAGCGCUGUUGCCACCCAGCACAACUUCCGGACGGCCGCUUUAAUUUAAAAUAUAUAUAUAUAUAUAUAUAUAAUUGAGAGAGCGGUGAUUUUUUUUUGUGUGUGAAGGAUUUGGGAGCAAAUAUAUAAGCGGGAGAGGAAGGAGACGCUGCGAAGAAGCGGGGUGGAUUUUUGGUGGAACAGAGGCGAGUGGAGUGUGAGUCCCGCUCACACAAUAGAAGCGCCGAAAGUGACCCUGAAAUCUCAUCGAGGGGCGCCUGGGCUGCAUAUCAUUCAGCCGUCUUCCUCCUGCUUUACAUUGCAAAUUUUUUUUCUUUCUCCACCCCCCCCAAUCCCUUUGCAAUUAACUGCACAUAGACGCAGACACACACACACAGGCGGAAUAAAACAAACCAGGCGAGGGGACAUGGCUGUUGCCUCUGGUCUGUUUCACCACGGGCUCGACCAUGGAAUGCAGAGCGAAACGCAGAUCGCCGAGCUGUGCCGGAGCCUUGAAAUGGGCACGGUCAUCACUCUGUACUACUCCAAGAAGUCGCAGAGGCCGGAGAGGAGAACCCUUCAGGUGAAACUGGAGACCCGACAGGUCAUCUGGAGCAGAGGACCAGAGAAAGUGGAAGGAGAAAUUGAUAUUCGGGAAAUCAAGGAGAUUCGCGCAGGAAGGAAUUCCCGGGAUUUCGAGCGGUACCAAGAUGAUGCAUCCAGACCUGAUUUAUCCCGGCCUGAUACUUCCCACUGUUUUGUUAUCCUGUACGGGACGGAAUUCCGGUUGAAAACUCUCAGUCUGGCAGCUACUUCAGAAGAGGAGAUGAGCAUGUGGAUAACCGGUCUGAACUGGCUCUUGACGGACACUGUGAAAUCGCCAACACCGCUUCAGAUAGAAAGGUGGCUGAGGAAACAGUUCUACAACAUGGAUCGCAAUCGAGAAGAUCGGGUCACAGUGAAGGACCUGAAGAACAUGCUGUCCCAAGUCAACUACCGAGUGCCCAACAUGAAAUUUCUGCGGGAAAAAAUCACGGACAUGGAGCUGCGGAGUGGAGAUGUUACCUACAGCCAGUUUGUGCAGCUUUAUCAUAGCUUGAUGUACGACGCUCAGAAAAAUAUGGACAUUCCCUUUCUUCAAAGGAGCUGUGAACGAACGCAACUUAGCCAAGUCUCUCUGCAGGAUUUCCAGCAGUUUCUGCUGAAAUUCCAGAAGGAACUGUGGGCGACGGAUAUCCAGCACGUGCGGGAAUUCAUGGUCAAUUACUUCCGGGAACCUCUUCGGGAGAUCGAGGAUCCAUUUUUCCACCUCGAUGAAUUCCUGACUUUCCUGUUUUCCAAAGAAAACUCCAUUUGGGACUCGAGAUUCAACCAGGUGUGUGUGGAAGAGAUGACCAAUCCGCUGUCUAAUUACUGGAUCUCAUCAUCACACAACACGUACCUGACCGGAGACCAGUUUUCCAGUGAGUCCUCGUUGGAAGCAUACGCUCGCUGCUUGAGAAUGGGCUGUCGAUGUAUCGAACUGGACUGCUGGGAUGGUCCGGAGGGAAUGCCAGUGAUUUACCACGGCCACACUCUCACAUCCAAAAUCAAAUUUAACGACGUCCUGACCACAAUCAAGGAACACGCGUUUGUGACUUCGGAGUACCCUGUGAUCCUGUCCAUCGAAGACCACUGCAGCAUCGUUCAACAGCGGAACAUGGCUAACGCUUUCAAGAAGGUUUUUGGAGACAUGUUACUGACCAAACCAGUUGACAUCACUGCAGAUGGACUCCCAUCACCCAAUCAACUGAAGAGGAAAUUCCUGAUUAAGCACAAGAAGCUAGCCGAGGGCAGUGCCUACGAGGAGGUCUCAACCUCCGCCUACUCGGAGAACGACAUCAGCAACUCGAUUAAGAACGGGAUCUUGUACCUGGAGGAUCCCAUCAAUCACGAGUGGAAUCCACAUUUCUUUGUCCUCACGAGCAACAAGAUUUAUUAUUCGGAAGAGACUUCGGUAAACCAGGCCAAUGAAGAUGAGGAGGAGCAGAGAGAGCCCAGUGUCGGCACCGACCUCCAUGUGACGGAGAAGUGGUUCCAUGGGAAGCUCGGCGCAGGGCGUGAUGGUCGGCAGAUCGCAGAGAGGCUUCUCACCGAAUACUGCAUUGAAACGGCAGCGCCCAACGGCUCCUUCCUCGUGCGCGAGAGUGAGACGUUUGUCGGUGACUAUACACUGUCGUUUUGGCGCUUUGGGAAGGUGCAGCAUUGCCGGAUCCAUUCCCGUCAGGAAGCAGGCAGCCCCAAGUUCUACCUGACCGACAACCUGGUGUUUGACAGCCUGUACGCCUUGAUCUCGCACUACCAGAAACAGCCGCUCCGCUGCAACGAGUUUGAAAUGCGUCUCACCGAGCCCGUACCCCAGACCAACGCCCACGAGAGCAAAGAAUGGUACCACGCCAACCUCUCGCGGGCACAAGCGGAACACAUGCUGAUGCGGGUACCGCGGGACGGAGCCUUCCUGGUUCGGAAAAGGAACGAACCAAACUCCUACGCCAUCUCAUUCCGAGCAGAAGGGAAAAUUAAACAUUGCCGUGUACAGCAGGAAGGCCAAAUCGUCAUUCUCGGCAGCUCUGAAUUCGACAGCCUGGUUGACUUAGUAAGCUACCACGAGAAAAACCCAUUGUACAGGAAGAUGAAACUCCGCUACCCAAUAAACGAGGAAGCCUUGGAGAAAAUCGGCACGGCGGAGCCAGAUUACGGUGCACUCUACGAAGGACGGCAGUCGGGAUUUUAUGUGGAAGCCAACCAGAUGCCAACGUUCAAGUGCACGGUGAAGGCGAUGUACGAUUACAAGGCUCAGCGGGAAGACGAGCUGUCGUUCUGCAAGCACGCCAUCAUCCAGAACGUGGACAAGCAGGAAGGAGGAUGGUGGAAAGGUGACUAUGGAGGGAAGCGGCAGCUUUGGUUCCCCGCUAAUUACGUGGAGGAGAUGUUGAGCAUAAAUACAUCGGAGCCAGAGAACCGGCCCAUGAGUGAAAACAGCCCGCUGGGGGACCUGCUGCGAGGUGUACUGGACGUACCUUCCUGUCAGAUUGCUGUCCACCCGGAUGGGAAAGGUAGUCGCCAGUACGUUUUCAAGAUAAACGUGGGCUCGUUUGCCGGCACGGGCGGAACCAUGGACUUGGCUGCUGAAUCUCAGGAAGACCUGAAUGACUGGGUGACCAAGAUCCAGGAUGCAGCUCGAAAUGCAGGCGCCCGGAAGGAAGAAGGCAAGAUGAUGGAACGCAGGAAGAAGAUUGCUCUGGAGCUGUCUGAUCUGGUUGUGUACUGCAGACCCGUUCCCUUUGAUGAAGAAAAGAUUGGGAGCGACCGGGCCUGUUAUAGAGACAUGUCGUCGUUUCCGGAGACCAAGGCAGAGAAGUACGUGAACAGAGCCAAGGGGAAGAAGUUCCUCCAGUACAAUCGCCUGCAACUCAGUCGCAUCUACCCCAAAGGCCAACGGCUUGACUCAUCCAACUACGACCCCUUGCCCAUGUGGAUCUGUGGCAGUCAGUUAGUGGCACUGAACUUCCAGACUCCAGACAAGCCGAUGCAGUUGAACCAGUCCUUGUUUACGCUAAACGGCAAGUGUGGCUACGUGUUGCAGGCGCCCGUUAUGAGGGAAGAGCAGUUUGAUCCCUUUGACAAACACUCAGUGAGAUCAACGGAGUUGCUCAGUGUUCAGCUGCAGGUCCUGGGCGCUCGCCACUUGCCGAAGAAUGGCCGAGGGAUAACCAGUCCGUUUGUGGAGGUGGAGGUUUGUGGAGUCGAAUAUGACAACAGCAAAUACAAGACGGAGAUUGUGGCGGUGAAUGGACUUAACCCGACGUGGACGGCCAAGCCAUUCAUUAUCAACAUCAGUAAUCCCGAAUUCAGCUUCUUGCGGUUCGUGGUUUAUGAGGAAGAUGUCUUCAGUGAUCAAAACUUCCUGGCGGAGUCGACCGUUCCGGUGAAAGCCAUAAGGGCAGGUUACCGAUCGGUGCCGUUAAAGAACAACUACAACGAGGAUCUGGAGUUGGCAGCAUUGUUGAUUCACCUGGAGAUCUCAGAGUCCACAAUCAAGGAGAACGGUGACGCAGUGCUGGCGACGGGAAACCCAUUGCUCCGCGAUCGUGCCACUGAACAUUCCGCCCAGGGACAGGCCUACAGGGGCCGAGAGGGAUCGUUCGAAACCCGCUACCAGCAGGACGACCUGCGGCUUUUCCAGGAGCAGCAUAUGGAUCAACUGGAGCCCAGGGACCGGAGAUUGUUGAGGAGAACUAAGAUAAACGGGGACAACAGAUGAAUCGGCCGGAUUCGACCCACGUGGAUCUCCUGUCAGUUCUAGGGAUGUGGACUGCUGCAAUUUGGUUUCUAUGGAAACUCUUGCCGCUCGGGCCUAUUUCAGGCAACUGCUUCUGUGCGAGUCAUAUAGUCCUUUAUGUUCACAGGAAAGUACAUUUUAACUUCCCAACAAGUGACUUUUAUUUUAACGUGUUGUCAAAAUGUAGUUUUAAUGAGAUGAUAAAGAGAAUAUUCACAUCAGCAGAGAUUGGAAGCAUCCACCAUCGCAUCUAUUGAAAUGUGUGAUCAAAGUCCGCGAUUCACGAGCCUCUGCUUAUUAAACUGUGAGUACUGUUCUUACUUAAAGAACAGCAAAUAAACAGUUAUGACCAUGUUAUUUUCUUGUAAUAUAAGGACAAGGGUGCCUUAUACCCAGGCACACAGCGACUCGUGAAGUAGAAUGUGUUCAAUAAAAAUUUGUUGCCGAUGUAA